AUGGUGAACCUAUUUAACAACUCAAACAAUGCAUAUGAUGCUGUCUUCAAUAAUAUUGGCACAUUUGCACAAAAUUCGCCUCGUGGCAAUAAUCGAAAUUCAAACAGAAAUGGUGUAAAAGUAAAAGAAUUGAACAAAAACAAUCAACACGAGAUCCAAGUUUUUAACAGAAAUGGAUAUCAAAAUUUUAAAAUUGAGAUAGUCAGACAAGGAGAUCAUCUCUAUUUGCAAAUACAAUCCCAAGUAGAUAGAUUUGAGAGAUAUUUUAAGUUGAAUACUGCAACUGAAGACAUUAAUAAUGUCAAAUCAUAUAUCGAAAAUGAUUGGUUAAUUGUCGUGAUUCCGUUUAUUAAUAAAGGAAGUAAAUCUCCGCCACCUAAAAAUGUUCCGGAACAUCCAUCUAAGAAACAAAACAAGCAGCAGAAACAACAGAAACAACAAAAACCGCAGAAAGAAUCAAAGUCAGCUAAGAAUAAAAAGGUAUUCGAGAAGAAGAAAACUGAUAACAACCAUCCUCCUAGUUUGCUAGACGCUGCUAGACGAAAACCAUUUUUGGAAGAGGUUCCUGAUCCAGGUAUUUAA
This is a messenger RNA of Candida dubliniensis CD36, 582 nucleotides long. RefSeq lists its product as uncharacterized. The transcript has a single exon. The record is from RefSeq and is a predicted model, not a curated record. The coding region runs from base 1 to 582 and encodes 193 amino acids. Lineage: Eukaryota; Fungi; Ascomycota; Pichiomycetes; Serinales; Debaryomycetaceae.